Messenger RNA from Colletotrichum chrysophilum, 2139 nucleotides. RefSeq lists its product as uncharacterized. The record is from RefSeq and is a predicted model, not a curated record. Gene Ontology annotation, molecular function: prenyltransferase activity. Bases 1 to 2139 code for a protein of 712 amino acids. The transcript has 3 exons. Lineage: Eukaryota; Fungi; Ascomycota; Sordariomycetes; Glomerellales; Glomerellaceae. Gene Ontology annotation, biological process: isoprenoid biosynthetic process.
AUGGCCGAAGAAAUGUGGAAAUAUUCAAUUCCUAUUGAUCCGGAGACGGUCAAGAAGACUGGGUGUUUCACAACUUUGCCAGUCAGAAUCAACAUCCGCGACGAUCUCGCAAAUGCUGCGUCCUCUCGCGUGCUCAAGGACUGGGCAGAGCACACCGGUAACCAAAACAUUGACCCGAACAGAGUGUCAUUCUCCCCAGUGGGAAGCUUUUGCUCUUUGAUUUACUGCGAAACCAUUCCCGAACGCUUGGACUCCAUAUCUUAUCUUACGGAUCUUUUCUUCUUGAUCGACGAUGCAACCGAAGAGGUUGAGAACGACAAGGUCGCUCAAGAGGAAUGGGCCGGCUUCUCAGGAGCCAUGACCGAUUCGCUUGGAGAGACACCCCAACGCGACCAUGAUUUGGAUUCCAUGAAGAAGAAGAAGCUGGUCGCUCGUGUGAUGCUCGACUUCAUGAGGUUAGACUCAGCCCUUGGCUUGGACCUCGUCAAGAGCUGCAAAGCUGGCUGGACUCCUCUAGCAGCUGGUGUAGAGUGGGAAACGAUGGAGGACUACCUUCACUUCAGAAGGCUUAGUGCAGGUCUUGACAUCUACUGGACCAAAACUGUCUUCGGUCUUGGAGAAAAGCUCUCAGAUGACGAGGAGAAGCUUAUUCGACCCCUUGUAUGGGCUGCUGAGAAGGCUGCUAUGCUCAACAAUGACUACUGGAGUUGGGACAUCGAGUACUUCCAAGCGAACCAGAAGAUCGACAUGCUCACCAACGCCGUCGCGGUCUUGAUGAGAAAAGAGGGCAUUACAGCCGAGGAAGGCAAGGAUCGCAUCAAAAACCUCAUUCUGGGGUACGAGGCUGAGUACUCUCAGCUGAGAGCGCAGUUCUACGAAAGCCACCCUUCAGCACGGCUUUACCUCCGCAAGCGAGUCGAACUUGCAGGCUCGAUGGCGGCUGGUGUCAGUUUCUGGAGUGCCAAGUCUCCUCGAUAUCACCUGCCAACGGACAAGCUCAGGCCAUCCGUUGUUCCUGUAGAGGUUAAGUUCGAGGAGAUGACCCUGAAACGUUCUGCUGAAAGUGUUGCCAGCACCGAAAGCGACAAUUCAAUGGACGCGAAGUCGGGAAGCGGUACCGAACUUACGAGCCAGAGCUCACAUCCAAGCGACCUUAGAAAGCGCUACUUUGACGUCCCGAAAUUGGGCCCGGCGGCAAUCAACGAGCCCAUCGACUACGUCAGCGGCAUGCCGUCAAAAGGCGUUCGAUCGUCCCUAAUUGAUGCCAUGAACCAAUGGUGUCAGGUCCCAUCUGCACAGCUGGCGGUAGUCAAGCGUGUCAUCGAUCUUCUCCACAACUCGUCGUUGAUACUUGACGACAUCCAAGACGAUUCGCCCAUGCGCCGCGGCAAGACGGCGACACAUUUGAUCUUUGGCGAAGCCCAGUCCAUCAAUAGUGCCACCUUCUUGUACGUGCGUGUCGUGCAAGAGGUCCAUGCUACUGGCAACGCCGCCUUGAUGAAGGUGCUCCUUGAGGAGCUAGAUGACCUGCAUGUCGGUCAAAGCUGGGAUUUGUACUGGAAGUAUAAUCUUAAAUGGCCGACAGAGGAGGAGUACUUUAGCAUGAUUGACCUCAAGACCGGCGGACUCUUCCGGAUGUUGGUGAGGAUGAUGCACGCCCUCUGCCAUCCAGAGUCAAAUGAAGAGUUUGUCUGCGAUGAUCUUGUGUCCAUGGUCAGCCGCUUCUUCCAGGUCCGAGACGACUACCUCAACCUCAAUUCUCGGGAAUACAGCAACCAGAAGGGGUGGUGUGAGGAUCUUGACGAGGGCAAGUUCUCGUACCUCAUCAUCCACUGCCUCGAGAACAGCCCCAAGUAUCGCGACCGGAUUAUGGGCCUCUUCAGGCAGAGGACUGGAUGUUCAGGUCCGAUGCCCAGCGUUGGAAAGGUUCAGAUUAUCGAGUACCUGCAAGAAGCAGGAAGCUUCGAUGCCUGUUGGGAGCUGUUGAAUAAGUUGGAAGACGAGAUCGAGGCUGAGAUCAGGAGAUUGGAGGCCGUCACAGGGGAGGAGAACCCUCAGAUGCACCUUCUGCUCAAGCUUCUUAGUGUGAAGAACGAGAAGCCAAAUAAGGGCGCCGUGAUUGUACCAUUAGGAGCGUAG